CCGGAAACUAGCCGAAGUUGUGUUGUUUGAGAAAUAUCAUUAUUUAUUUUUUAUUUAAAUAAUUCUCGUGUUCUGUGCAGUGUUGUAUUGUAUUGGAUUAAUUAUAGCAAAGGUGCAGACAUCAUCUCCAGACUGACUCAGAGAAUGUAAAAUGGAGGUUGACGUCCGAAUCACGACGGCAGCGCUGUUAUUAUUCGCUGCCAGCUUUGUCAACGCACAAAAUGAUGGAUUGCGAUGUACGUACAUGAAAGAAAUACCCAGAGGAGAAACUCCCGUUUUUGAAAUAAAGGACUUUGAUGGAGUACCAUGGAACCAGCAGCCUCUUAUACCACUGCCACAGCGAGAGGAACUGUGCAUAGAAGAUCCUGCCUUUGCAGGAAAUUCCAUCGUCAUGACAAUUUUUAUGGAGGAAGAGAUCGAGGGAGAAAUAGCUAUAGCCAAGUUAAAUUAUAAAGGCACUGAAACCCCGAGCAUCAGGCAACCCUUCGCAUCGGGUAGUUUCCACAUGCUCGGUCCUGUCAUUCGUCGGAUUCCUGAAGAUGGCGGCGACUGGCACCUUGUUAUCACUAAUAAGCAGGACUACGAGGCUCCCGACAUGCAGCGCUACUCGUUCGACAUCUCGGUGCCGAGUGAAUCAGCCGUCCUCAUAGUGAUGCUGGACAUCAUCAACAUCGACGACAACGCUCCCAUAAUACACAUGAUCGACCGUUGCGAGAUACCCGAGCCGGGCGAGUUAGGCCGCACGUCGUGUGUGUACACGGUGACGGACGCGGACGGUCGCCUCAGCACGGAGUUCAUGACGUAUGAGAUCGAGAGCGACCGCGACGAUGCGGUCUACUUCGAGCUGGUCAACGACCACACGCUCGACCCUGACGACAAAACCACCCACAUGGUCCUCUACCUACACAAAGCCCUAGACUUCGAGCUCAAUCCUCUUCAUAUAUUCAGAGUCACGGCUUUGGACUCAAAGCCCAACACCCACACUGUGACAAUGAUGGUGCAAGUCCUGAACGUGGACCGUAGGAACCCGCGCUGGCUGGACAUCUUCGCCGUGCAGCAGUUCGAUGAGAAGACUGUGCAGAGGUUCCACAUCAGGGCCAUAGACGGUGACACGGGGCUCGACAGAGAAAUCUACUAUAAGCUGGAAGCGGACGAAGAAGAUACAUUCUUCUCCCUGGAACCAAUCGCGGGAGAUCGCAGCGGCGCCACAUUAGUUGUUGACAAGAUAGACAGAGACACUCUACAGCGGGAAGUGUUCCAGCUGUCCAUAGUAGCGUAUAAGUACGGUAUCGAUGAUAAAGAGGGGAAGAACCCCUUCGAGACCAGAGCCAACAUCGUGAUCAUCGUCAAUGACGUCAACGAUCAAAGGCCUCUCCCUUUCAAGAAUACCUACACAAUAGAAAUAGACGAAGAGACGCCCAUGACCCUCAAUUUAGAAGACUUUGGGUUCCACGACAUAGAUCUCGGUGAAAACGCUCAAUAUGAAGUGUUCUUGGAGAGUGUAUACCCUGAAGGUGCCGAGGAAGCUUUCAUGAUCUCCCCGACGAGGGGAUACCAGGAACAAUCGUUCAUAGUGUCGACGAGAAACCACCACCUUCUGGAUUAUGAAGUGGAAAAAUAUCAAAACAUUCAGCUAAAGGUAAGAGCAAUAGACUUGAACGACACUCGUUUAACGGGCGAGGCGUUGUUGAACAUUAACCUCCGGAACUGGAACGACGAGCUCCCGAUCUUCGAGCACAGCGCGCAGACGGUAGACUUUGACGAGACUGUCGGAAAGGACUUCCCUGUGGCCAUCGUCAAGGCUGACGACAGAGAUAUCGGUGAUAAAGUUGUACACUCAUUGCUAGGCAAUGCUGAAGAUUAUCUGAAAAUUGAUCCGGACACUGGUGAGAUAUCUGUCGCUCACGAUGACUACUUCGACUUCCAUCGGCAAAAUGAGUUCUUUGUCCAGGUCCGCGCCACGGACACGCUGAUGGAGCCCUACAACUCGGUGACCGCGCAGCUCACCAUCAGGCUGCGGAACAUCAACAACACGCCGCCCACGCUGCUACUCCCUCGCGGUAGUCCUGAAGUGGAAGAGAACGUGCCGCAAGACUUCGUGAUACCGGCGGAGAUCGCGGCCACGGACCCCGACCUCGACGCACAACUCGAGUUCGAAAUAGAUUGGGAGAGCUCGUACGCGACCAAGCAGGGAAGACCAGCUCCCGAUGUUGAGUUCCAUAAAUGCGUGGAAAUAAUAACCAUCCCCACGGAGACCCGUCACCGCGUCAUCGGGCGCCUCGACGUGAGGACCAUCAGAGAGGGAGUCACCAUCGACUACGAGGAGUUCGAGAUCCUGUACCUCAGCAUCAAGGUCUAUGACAGGAACACUGUGGCUGGUGCUAUCGAUCAUGCUGAAUCGAUCCUGGCCAUCAACAUAAUCGACAUGAACGACAACCCGCCGGUGUGGGCGGCGGGACAGCUGCGGCAGGCGCUGCGCGUGCGCGAGGGCUCGCCCGCCGGCGGGAUCAUCGGCUCACUGCUCGCCACCGACAUCGACGGCCCGCUCUACAAUAAAGUGCGGUACUCCAUACAUCCUAAGCCAGGCACCAAAGAAGGCCUAGUAGCGAUCGAUCCCAUAUUGGGUCAGCUGACGGUCCUGGGUGACGGAGAGAUAGACGCAGACGUGCCCAAGACCUGGACCCUGGAGUACACCGUCAUCGCCAGCGACCGCUGUGUGGAGGACGACGGCGUGGCCUGCACCGGCACGGACCCCACUGUCUGGAACACCGAAGGCGAUUUAUCUAUCGACAUCAUAGACACAAACAACAAGAACCCGGAGACCGCGAGCCCCAGCAUUACCGUGUGGGUUUGGGAGAACGCGACCCAUGGGGACCCCGUAGCACAGCUCUCCGCCACCGACCUUGACAGAGACGAGUUAUACCACACGGUCCGCUACCAGAUCCUGUACUCGGUGAACCCGAUGCUGCUGGAGCUUUUCGCGGUGGACCAGGACUCGGGCCUCAUCACCGUGCACUACACUACCGACACGGUGCUGGACAGAGACGGCGACUAUCCGGAACACACCAUCUUCCUCAACCUCUUCGAUAACUUCUUUUUCGAUGGAGACGGGCAACGCAAUAUGGCGGAGAAGAGAGUGCUCGUGGUUCUGUUAGAUGUGAACGACAACGCUCCCGAACUGCCGCUGCCUGAAGAACUAUCCUGGUCUGUGUCCGAAGACGAGAGAGAAGAAGUACGCGUACUACCACAUAUCUACGCUCCGGACAGAGACGAGCCGGACACGGAUAACUCUAGGGUCGGCUACGCGAUUCUUGGCCUUAAAGUGACCAACAGAGAGAUCGAAGUCCCGGAGCUGUUCAACAUGAUUCAGAUAGAGAACAAGACAGGAGAGCUCGAGACCGCUCGCCAUCUGAAAGGAUUCUGGGGAACUUAUAGUAUACAUAUACAGGCGUACGACCACGGCAUCCCUCAGCAGAUAUCUGAGGAGACGUACACCCUCACCAUCCGCCCCUACAACUACCACGAACCGGUGUUCGUGUUCCCACAGGCUGGCAACACCUUCCGCUUGUCCAGGGAGCAGUCGACAGUGAACGGCGUGUUGGUCCGCGUGGACGGGCAGAGCUUCCCGCGCGUGUCGGCCACCGACGGGGACGGGCUGCACGCCGGCAGCGUCAGCUUCAGCGUCGUCGGGGCUGCCGCUGAAUACUUCUCCAUGCGUAACUUCGAGGACAACACUGGCGAGCUUUACCUGUCGCAGCCCUUGCCUCUAGAAGACGAUGGAUUUGAUAUCACCAUCCGCGGUUCUGACGCGGGCACAGAGCCGGGCUCGCUGUUCUCGGAGGUGUCCUUCAGACUGGUGUUCGUGCCCACGCACGGGGACCCUGUCUUCAGCGUCAGCCAGUAUACUGUCGCUUUUAUAGAAAAAGAGGCUGGUUUACUGGAAUCCCAUCAACUGCCGAGAGCUGUGGACCCGAAGAACUACAUGUGUGAGGAAAUGAACGAGCCUUGUCAUGAGAUAUACUACAGUAUUAUCGAUAACAACGAGGAGGGUUACUUCCAAGUGGGCUCGACCACAAACGUGAUCUCCCUAUCCCGCGAGUUGGAGCGUGCCUCGCAGGCCAGUCACGUGGUCCGCGUGGCGGCCUCCAACACUCUGCUGGACCCGGCCGCGCCGCCGCCGCUGCUGCCCUCCUCCACCUUCCUGCUCACCAUCAAUGUCCGUGAGGCUGACCCGCGGCCAGUAUUCGAGAGAGAGAUCUACACCGCCGGCAUCUACGAGACGGAUACAUCCAACAGGGAACUACUCACUGUUCAUGCGACACAUACCGAAGGCCUAGACAUAACGUACACGAUGGACCUGGACACGAUGGUGGUGGACCCCUCGCUGGAGGGCGUGAGGGAGUCCGCCUUCACGCUGCACCCGAGCAGCGGCGUCCUGUCCCUCAACAUGAACCCGCUCGACACCAUGGUCGGCAUGUUCGAAUUCGAUGUCGUGGCCACUGACACCAGAGGUGCAGAAGCCCGUACUGACGUGAAGAUCUAUCUGAUCACCCAUCUCAACAGAGUCUACUUCUUGUUCAACAACACGCUGGAUGUCGUUGACUCCAACAGAGCUUUCAUAGCGGACACGUUCUCGUCGGUGUUCAGCCUGACGUGCAACAUCGACGCGGUGCUGCGCGCGCCGGACAGCAGCGGCGCCGCGCGCGACGACCGCACCGAGGUGCGCGCGCACUUCAUACGGGACCACGUGCCCGCCACCACCGAGGAAAUAGAGCAGCUCCGUAGUAACACAAUACUGCUGAGAGCGAUUCAGGAAACCCUGUUAACUCGCGAACUGCAUCUGGAGGACUUUGUGGGUGGCUCCAGCCCAGAGCUGGGCGUGGACAACAGCCUCACGAUAUACGUGCUGGGCGCGCUCGCCGCGCUGCUGGGCUUCCUGUGCGUGCUGCUACUCAUCACCUUCAUCGUCAGGACUAGAGCGCUCAACCGUCGUCUGGAAGCCCUAUCCAUGACUAAAUACGGCUCAGUGGACUCCGGGCUGAACCGCGUGGGUCUGGCCGCGCCCGGGACCAACAAGCACGCCGUCGAGGGCUCCAACCCCAUCUGGAACGAGACCAUCAAAGCGCCGGACUUCGAUGCGAUCAGCGACGUUUCUAACGACUCGGACCUGAUCGGUAUCGAGGACCUGCCGCAGUUCCGCAACGACUACUUCCCUCCCGCUGACGACAGCUCCCUGAGGGGCAUCGUACUUGAUAAUCAGAACAACGACACGGUGGCGACUCACGGCAACAACUUCAAGUUCAACGCUAGCCCCUUCAGCCCGGAGUUCGGGAACACGCCCAUCCGGAGAUAAAACAAAAUCUAUGUGAAAGUAUUCAUGUAGUAUAAGAUACUGGCUAGUGGCUGUUCCCUGCGUAAACUUGCCCAGAAGACAUUUGUGGAAGAGAGACAUCGCUCUUCGCCGUGUGCCUGUCCCGCUCCCACAACUGUUAGGAAGUCGGAAGGUCCACUGGACCUCCGCAAUAUUAAAACUAUAACUGGGUAAUUUUACUAAGGUAUAACUUGGAUAAUCAGUCCAGUCGUUCAUAAAUUUUACCAAGUUUUUAUACAUAUUAUAUAGAUAGAUAUAGGUAAUAAUAAAUACACCGUGAUUUUUUAGUCGUCUUACAAAAGCAGCCCAGUUCAUGUAUCCAAUGACUACAACACGUUCAUGAUAAAAAAAUAGGUAUUUAUGAGAUUUGAAUAAAUUUAAAAUGCAAUUUUUAUUUAAUAUUAUGAUGCUAUUUGUAACUUUUUAGAAACACAGCUCUGUUGCGAGCGCGGUCCGAGCCUUGUAACAAUGGUGAGGGGCGCGGGCGGCGGCGUUUUUAUCAUUUUUAAGAGUAUAUUAUCUUAUUUGAUGAUAAAAAAAUAAUAAUCGCGCCUAGGGGUAUUUUACGUCGGAUACAUGAACUGGGCUACUUUUGUAAGACGACUAAAAAAUCACCGUGUAUAAUGUGAUGUCAAACUGUAGAUAUACUCGUAAUAAAUAUAAGUGCAUUUAUUUUGUAUACUGUGUUUUAAUAAAAAUAAAAGAUG
Molecule: messenger RNA, 6078 nt
Organism: Trichoplusia ni (cabbage looper)
Lineage: Eukaryota; Metazoa; Arthropoda; Insecta; Lepidoptera; Noctuidae
Gene: Btr175
Product: cadherin-23-like
Exons: 35
Coding region: 152-5353 (1733 amino acids)
Biological process (GO): homophilic cell-cell adhesion
Cellular component (GO): plasma membrane
Molecular function (GO): calcium ion binding
Source: RefSeq, a predicted model, not a curated record